AUCAGUGCUUUGCAUAAUUGCAUUGCUUCUGCCGGUAUACUGGGUCUUCUGAUAGAACUUGAGCAGUAUAUGUUUUUCUGACGCCCAUUCCCUUCUAUUUACUUAAAAUUUAAGGUCAUGCUGCGUUCAUCAUAAGACCGGGGCAUUUUAAUAGGUUCUAGCCCUCUGAAAUAUAUUUCAAGUGAGAUAUAUAGUGGUUUGACCAAACCCCCUGAUCCCCAACCUCUUCGGGGUUUAAUAAAUAGUAUACCACUUCAUCAAAGUCAUCAUGGACCCCAACCAAGCGUCAGAACCGCAUGGUCCUCGAACCGCCCCCUUCUACCCCGUGCCUCCCCGACACCUCGUCAGUGUCGAACAUCCAGCCAUUAUCAAAGAUGUCGACAAGGCCAUCGACACACUGCAAGGCAACGCAGGCAUAUCAAAGAUCCUAAAUCCCCCAAAGGCCGAUACAUCCGCAAACCUGCUCCUGCGGCCGGAGGAUGCCAUGUCCAGGCCCCUGCAGUCCACCAGCUCGGCGUCCAGCAACGUCCUGCUGAAAGUGACCGUGCCCAAGCGGACGGGGCGCAAGCGCAAGAAGGGAUCCGAUGAGCCCUUCUCCGGUGUCCCUGUCACCACCGUUCAUCGGGAGCCGCAAAGGCCCGGGGCCAAGUACCUGGCCAGGACCCUGCGUGAUAACGUGGGCAGGUAUCAGGUUGAGCCGGUGGGGACAAUCAAUCGGACGCAUGUGUUUCGAGGAAUGCCAGAUUUUGUGUUUUCGACGACGGCCAGCGAGUUCAGUAAUCGGUUUCGGGAGAAGAUUUUGUCGUUUGAUUAUGACAAAAUGAGGGAAUGGGACCUGGACAUGUCCAAAGGUGCCAUAUCCAACGUCGACAUCAUCCCGCCUCCAUCCUUCAGCCACGGCGACGUGCCAUUCAGCUACAUAUACCACCAAAACCCCACCGUGCGCCAAACAGUCGACACCUCCGGCAACAUCACGACCGUGAACACGCAAACCGCCUCCAAAAUCAUGACCUUCCUCGUCUCCUACGACAUCCCCACGGUCCCCUCCGGCCCUCGAGACACCCUCCCCCCAAUCGCCACCCUCGACAAAGGCCUCCAAGAGACCAUCACGAUCGUGGAAUCCCUCUUCCAGGACCGCCCCGCCUGGACCCGCCGCGGCCUCCGCAACCACAUCACCUCGCCAGAGCAGCGCUACCUCCUGCGCCACGCGAUCCCCUACGUCGGGUACAUCUUCCGCUCGGGGCCCUGGCGCGACGCCAUCAUCAAAUUCGGCCACGACCCUCGCACCUCGCCGUCCUACCGCAUCUACCAAACCGUCAUGUUCCGCCUCAUCCCUCGCGAGCCCGAGAUCGCCCGCGACGCCGGCCACGGCCGUCGCCACACUUUCUCGCGCCCCAACGACAACACUCCAACCUCCAGCACCGACCCCAUCACCACCCCCUCCAGCUCCAGCCACAUCUUCACCGGCACGCUCCCCCUCCACGUCGACGGCCGCAUCUGGAUGGCCUGCGACAUCACCGACCCGCUCAUCCACUCCAUCCUCUUCCCCCCCUCCCCUGCCCCAGAUUUCCUCCGCGCAACAUGCGACCCCGUCGCGGACGGGUGGUUCGGAAACGGCACACUCGCGAAAGCCAAAACCAUCAUGCGCAACAAGAUCAUCGCGCUCCUGAACGGGACCGUGCCAGACGACGCAGACUUCGCGAAAAUAGCGGCAUUCCCGGACCACGGGGACCUCGAGGACCUGGUGGCGAAGUUCGCGGUGAAUCCGAAGGAGGCGAGUCCGCGGGAGCUGGCGCUGGCGACGGAGGUGCGGUCGAUGCUGAAGGGGUCGGCGAGUUGGAAGGAGAAGACGAGGGAGGCGGAGGAGAUGGGGAGGGAGAUGAGGGAGAGUGCGGGUGGUUCCGGGGAGGGGGGUGGAGAAGGGUCUUCGGGACGGAGAGUUCGGUGGCAGGAUGAGAGUGUGGGGCCUGGUGAGGAGGACGAGGAAAGUCAAGGUGAGGAAGAGGCUAUUGAGCAGGAAGAGAUGCUGGAGGCGCAGGCGGCUGCGGCGGCGGAGUCGGUGAAUGCGGCGAUUGGAGAGCAGGAGCCGCAGGAUGAAGAGCAGGAGGAUGAUGAUGAUAAGAUGGAGGUCGAGGACGAGACGGAGAGAAGGAAAGCGAAAGGGAAAGGUCGACAGCUAUAGCUACCUUAGCAUCUAAAUAUAUCCUACGAGUUUCGAGACCCGAG
This is a messenger RNA of Aspergillus steynii IBT 23096, 2226 nucleotides long. RefSeq names its product transcription factor TFIIIC subunit TFC1. The record is from RefSeq and is a predicted model, not a curated record. Gene Ontology annotation, cellular component: transcription factor TFIIIC complex. NCBI's taxonomy places the organism in Eukaryota, Fungi, Ascomycota, Eurotiomycetes, Eurotiales, Aspergillaceae. The transcript is spliced from 5 exons. Gene Ontology annotation, biological process: transcription initiation at RNA polymerase III promoter. Bases 269 to 2182 code for a protein of 637 amino acids.